Molecule: messenger RNA, 9537 nt
Organism: Larimichthys crocea (large yellow croaker)
Lineage: Eukaryota; Metazoa; Chordata; Actinopteri; Sciaenidae
Gene: heatr5a
Product: HEAT repeat containing 5a
Exons: 43
Coding region: 389-6568 (2059 amino acids)
Biological process (GO): retrograde transport, endosome to Golgi; intracellular protein localization; endocytosis
Cellular component (GO): membrane; Golgi apparatus; endocytic vesicle
Source: RefSeq, a predicted model, not a curated record
CAGUGACUCCGUCAGCGGGUCGGUCCGGUCGCAGCUCAGCUGUUUUUACGGUGACAUUAAGAGCAUCAACAUAAACGGGGUCAAAGUUUCUGCUCGGGGGUUUCUGGACCGUCACUUUUCUGUAUGGAUGAACGACCUUCAGCCGACACCAACAGAUAUUCAUCCAGCGUCCGGCGGCUGAGCUGCCAGCGUCUCUUCUCUCCCGUCCUGUUCUGGUCCGAUCCGCUCUGUUAGCUCUCAAUGGGGGACAAAGACUGAACAGUCCCUCAGCUGAGCUCCCACUUCCUUCAGCAGCUCCGACAGGAUCCAAAAGAAUGGCCGGAUUUCAGUUUAACUGAGAGGAGAAGAAGAGGAGGUGCAGGAGGAGGAGAACUGGUGGAGGUUCAUAAUGGAGCAAGCUCACAGCCUCCUGCUGAACGAGGAGGCGUGCAGUCAGCUGGGUGAACAUCAGAGGGCCGAGUUCAUCUUCGAAUGGCUGAACCACCUGAAGAAGCUGCUCCCCGCCACCGACAGGGCCGACAUCAAACACAACCAGCGGCGGCUGAUCGACCAGAUGUCGGACAUUCUGAUUGGCUCGCCUGGCCCGCCAACCCGCUGGCUCCUGGCUCACUGCUUGGCACUUCUCUACCGCCUGGGAGACUCCGUUCCUUCCAGCCUAUUGGUCGAGAGGUGCAACGACAUCAUCUGCAGCAAAGACGACUCUCCAUCAGGCCUCCCAACCCGGCUGGCAGCCAUUGCGUGUCUAGGCGCUCUGUUCGAGCAGCUCGGUCGGAUGCUCGUCGGCUACUUCAAGGACACGCUGGCCAACCUGCUGAAGGCCAUGAAGAGCGCCGAGUCUCAGGGUCGGUAUGAGAUCAUGUUGAGUCUGGAGAGGAUCCUGCGAGGCUUGGGGGUGAGCGCCAUGCCGUGUUACCGUGACGUCUACAAGGCGGCGAGAACCUGUCUGACGGACCGAUCAAUGGCCGUGCGCUGUGCCGCUGCCAAAUGUUUGCUGGAGCUGCAGAGGGAGGCCGUGUUCCUGUGGACCAGCGAGCUGGAGAAUGUGGCCACUCUGUGCUUCAGAGCCUUUGAAGGAUCAAACUACAACGUGAGAGUGUCUGUGGCCAAACUGCUGGGAACGCUGCUGGCUGCUGCCGUGGAGCCCAGACAGCCCAUCGCAGCCCCCAAACAAGGCGGGCGGGGUCGAACUUCCCUGGAGGAGGUGAUGGAUUUGUUGUCGGUGGGGUUCCUGCGGGGCGGGGCAGGUUUCCUCCGAGCCAGCGGAGACAUGCUGAAGGGGACCAGCUCUGUUAGCAAGGACGUCCGAAUCGGAGUCACGCAGGCAUGCGUUGUCUUCGUCUCCACCCUCGGCAGCUCCUGGUUGGAAGCAAACUCCCCGGCCUUCCUGUCUCUGCUGAUGGAGUUGGCAUCCCAUGGCAGGGCCACGCAGACACCGGGUGAUGCCGUGGUGACCCGCCGUUGCGUCUCCUUCAUCCUGAGGAGCACCCUUGGGUCUCUGCUGGGAGAGAAAGCUCAGACCAACGCCGCCAAACAGCUGUGCCUCGCUGUGGCUGCACAGAAACGAGGCAUCGAUGCAGCUCUGACUGAUGGGAACGUGGAGACCAGAGUUUCGUCUGCAGACGUCUCAGCCAGUCAGCAUGUGUUGGUCUGCUGCCUGCUGGAGCUGGGAGGACUCAUACAGGGACUGGGAUCCACGGCUGCCCCCCUUCUUACUGACAGCAGCACAGCCCUUCUGGACACGGUGAUCUCCGUCCUCCUCCACCCCACCGCCUCAGCCUGUCUGGCCGCUGCUUGGUGCCUGCGUUGCGUUGCCAUGGCAAUGCCGUCCCAGGGGUCCUUGCUGCUGGAUCGCUGUUCCGAGCGGCUGGUGGCGCUGAAGUCAUCCCCUGAAGCUGUGGCCGGGUAUGGAGCCGCUGUCGCCGCCCUGGUGGCUGCAGUGCAGCACGGCCGUCUUGGAAUACCACACACCAAGGGCAUGGUGGUGCUGGGUCUGGCUGAAGACCUGCUGCGUUCAGCCUCACAGAACAGUCGGAUCUCUCUGCAGAGGACUCAGGCCGGCUGGCUGCUCGUCUCCUCCCUCAUCACAUUAGGCCCAGCUGUAGUGGAACACCACCUGUCCCGUCUCCUCCUGCUGUGGCGGUGUGUGUUUCCUGCUUCCCUCAGGGAGCAGGAGAUGGAGCUGCGACGAGGGGACUAUUUUACGUGGCAGGUUACACUCGGGGGACGUGCCGGGGCACUUUGCGCGAUGAAGAACCUGCUGCUGCACUGCAGGGAGCUCGUCACUGAUGACAUCAUCAGCCGUCUGCUCACACCAUUGGCCUGCGCUGUGGCCCUGCUUACCAAGUUGCCUGCUCUCGUCAGGUCUUACAGCAGUUCAGUUCGUAGCUGGUCGGUCAUCUACAGGCUGAGAGUCUACGAGCUGCUCGCUCUGCUGCCCCCACACAACUACCAAGAGAGUUUUGGUUUGGUGAUGAACCAGCUGGUGACUGAUCUGUCCGGUCAGGAUAACCUGAACCAGCUGUGUUCAGAGCUCACCCUGCUGCCUCCACUCUGUCACCAUGACGACCUGCCGCUGGUCGGCCCCACCCUCCACGACACCGACCACAGAUACAUUGAGGAACAGCUCCAUGGCAGCAGUGUGGGAGGAGGCUCUCUGGACAACGAUGCCUUCAGCCUGUGUGAGAGGACUUAUGAAGCUCCCGCUCCUCUUCCUCCUCCCAUCGCUCUGACCGCUGCCGCCGUCCGCCUCUUUGGAGUGCUCUUCCCCCACAUCAUCUCUGCUCAGAGAGUGAAGAUAUUGGAGCAGUUUGUAGAAACAGUGAACCAGCUGAAAGGUCAACGCCAACAGACCGUCCGGACCCACGUCUGUGCUGCCCUCUGCAGUCUGCUUAAGCACCAGGGUGGCAUUCGAGGGUCUCUGGGUCCGGAGGAGGUGCGUUCCCCAGCGUUGUCCCUCCUAUCGGGGUCUCUGGAGAGUGCCAGUCCUCUGCUGCGCUGUCUGGCAGCUGAAGGUCUGGCCCGGCUGGUUCAGGUGGUCGGAGACCCCGGCUUCACUGUCUCCGUGUCCCUCCUCUGCUUUGACAGGCUGAAGACGGCUCGAGACGCAGCAUCUCGAAGUGGCUACGCUCUGGCUCUGGGGGCACUGUACCGCUAUACCGGAGGAAUCAGCUCACCACAACACCUGUCUACAUGCCUGGGUGUCCUGUUCACCCUGAGCCAGGACAGCACCUCACCUGAGGUCCAGACCUGGUCUCUCCACAGUCUGUCUCUGGUAGUCGACCUGUCUGGCGGUUUGUACCGCGCCCAUGCUGAGCCAUCCUUCACCCUGGUGCUCCGGCUGCUUCUGGCAGCUCCACCCACCCACCCCGAGGUGCACCACAGCCUGGGACGCUGCCUGCAUGCCCUCAUCACCUGCCUGGGCCCCGACCUGCAAGAUGAGGGUUCUGCAGUAUCCGGUCUGCGCUCCAGCUGUCUGGUGGGAUGUGAAGUGAUGCAGGCCGGUCCAGAGUGUCUGGUUCAGGCCAGAGCCAUUUCCUGUCUGCAGCAGCUGCACAUGUUCUCACCACCACACGUCAACCUGGCCAGCCUCGUACCUGCACUCUGUGAGAUCUUGUUGGAUUAUUCCAUGUUGGCCAACCUGUGCGGCUCGUACCUCUGUCUGCGACGGGCCGUGGUGGCGUGUCUGCGGCAGCUCGUGCAGCGGGAAGCUCUGGAGGUUUCCGAACACGCCGUGACUCUGGUCAAAGAGCUGCCGAGACGGGACAACACACAGCUGGACGUCACCAUAAAGGAAGUGGGUCUGGAAGGAGCUCUGUUCACUCUGUUGGACCGGGAGUCAGAUCCAGGUCUGAGGAAUGACAUCCAGGAGACUCUGGUCCACAUGAUGGCGUCCAGCGCCACCAGUGGAAAACUGGGACACUGGCUGAAACUCUGCAAAGACGUCCUGUCUGCAACCACCGAUUGUCAGACUCCGGUUGAGGCAAGUCAAGAGGACGAGGAGGCAGACCCCAGCAGAGACGACGACUCCUCUGCUUUCAGAGCUCGCUCAGAGUCUGGCGGCCCGUUCACGGCUCUGCGCUGGGCCACGCGCCGCUUCGCCAUGGAGUGUGUGUGUCGCAUCAUAGCUCAGUGUGAGACUGCAGACCCGGCUCACUUCGACAUGGCUCUGGCUCAGGAGAGACGGCUGCAUGAGUCCACUGACUUUCUGGUCCUCCAUCUUGGUGACCUGGUCCGCAUGGCGUUCAUGGCGGCCACAGACCACAGUGACCAGCUGCGGCUAGCGGGUCUCCAGACUCUGCUGGUGAUCAUCAGACGCUUCUCGGCCAUCCCCGAACCAGAGUUCCCCGGUCAUGUGAUCCUGGAGCAGUACCAGGCCAACGUUGGAGCUGCUCUCAGACCUGCCUUCACUGCUGACGCUCCUCCUGACGUCACCGCCAAGGCCUGUCAGGUCUGCAGUGCCUGGAUUGCCAGCGGUGUGGUCAGUGACCUCCGUGACCUGCGGCGAGUUCAUCAGCUCCUGGCCUCCUCAUUGGCUAAAGUCCAGGCCGGGAGGGACACGUGCAGCCAGCUGUACAACGAGGCCACCGCCACUAUGGAAACACUGGCCGUCCUGAAGGCCUGGGCUGAGGUUUACAUUGUCGCUGUUCAGAGGAGCAGACAGAAGGAGAGCUCCUCUCUGGCUACCGAAGGCUCGGGCUCUGAUUCAGGAGGCGCAGGCCUUCUGAAUCUGGUCCAGUCAGAUCUGUCGACACUGAGCCGUCUGUGGUUGGCGGCGCUGCAGGACUAUGCCCUGCUCACCCUCCCACAGGAGUACACACCACAGCUACCAGCAACAGGAGGUUCUUUCUACACGGCGGAGACAGUGAACCAGGCCAGAGCUCAUUACUCUUCCUCCUGGGCUCCCAUCCUCCAUGCCACUUCCCUCUGGCUCCACAGCACCGGUUUUGUGAUGUCAGACGAUACACCUGCCAACCUGUCCAGACCGGCCACGCCCACCUCCAUGGGACACACCGGCUCUAUGGGCGGAGCCAAAAGUCCAGAGGACAUCAACUCCGACAGACUGCAUCUCCUACUGGGGAUCAGUGUGGAGUUCCUGUGUUCUCCACACUCUGAGGACCAGAUGGAGAACAUCACUUCCUGUCUGCGAGCUCUGCAGGCACUGCUGGACGUACCCUGGCCCCGAACUAAGAUCGGAAACGACCAGGCUCUCAGUGUGGAGCUGCUCAGCGUACUCCACCGGCUGAUGGUGACCAGAGAGUCAGUGUCCGUUCAGCUCGCUGUGUUGGAUUUACUGCGACAGAUCGUGACGGCCGCUCAGGAGCACGUCAGGGAGAAACGUCACAGCGCUGAAGUGGAUGACGGAGCGGCGGAGAAGGAGACGCUGCCGGAGUUUGGCGAGGGACGGGACACCGGAGGUUUGAUUCCUGGACGCUCGCUGGUGUUCGGAGCACUGGAGCUCUGCCUCUGUGUACUGGUCCGGAAACUUCCACAGCUCAGUCCCAAACUGGCUGGAACCAGCCCAACUGGUCCUGGCGGCUCAGUCUGGAGUCUGAGCGACAGCGACUGUCAGCUGGUGUCGUCGGCUCUGUGCGUCCUGUCUGAGCUGCCGUCCGUCUGCUCCCCAGAAGGCAGCGUCUCCAUCCUACCCACUGUCCUCUACCUGCUGCUGGGAGUCCUCCGAGAGCUGGUCCACCAGUCCAGCACGCACAUUGCUAACACAGGUGCCCCUGUGGCGGGCUCGGUGGGCGGUGCUGGUCUGGGUUCGGUAGUUCAGGCGGCCCUUCAGGCUCUGAAGUCCGUUGUGACGUCUCCGAUGAGCCGGCAGGAGAAGAGCCGAGGAGCCUGGAACCUGCUGCUGAGAUCAGCUCUGAAUACUCUGCUGAGACUCUGGGACAGUGGAGACUCUGUGGUGGAUCAGAUCAGCCUGCUCACAGCUCUGACCGUCUUCCUGCUGUCUGCCGGUCCUGACGUCUGCACCGUGGAGCCUCUGCACGCGCUCUGUCUGCAGCGCUUCACAGCCAGCAUGGACGCCAAAGACCCCCUGGUUGUGAGUCGGUGCUAUCAGCUGUUAACGUCAGUGUUUCAGGCUCCGCCCGGCGUGGCCGUCCCAUACAUCCAGGCGCUUGGACCGCCACUGGUUCGAUUCCUCCAGAAGGUGGAGAGGAGUCGUCCUCAGAGUCCAGAGGAGCUGAUGGGAGUCCUGGAGGCAGUCCGAGCCAUGGAGGCUCUGGUCCAGGCUGCGGAUGAGUCACAGCGUCCUCAGCUGGUGGCCAUCUUGUUGCCCCUCCUCAUCUCCUUCCUCCUGGAUGAAAACGCUCUGGGAUCGGCCCCCGCGGCGUCCCGGUCCCUACAUGAGGCGGCGCUCAAAGACCUGAUGCGUCUCGGCCCUCAACACUCAGCCGUGUUCCGGUCUCUCAUUGCGUCGUCCCCUCACCUGAAGUCUCGCCUGGAAGCCGCCGUCAAAGGAAACCAGGAGAGUCUGAACGCUAAAGCCAGCAGCGCUAACGCCGCCGCCCGCAGCACCGCCAAGUCCUCGCCCAGCAUCACGCUCAAAACCAACUUCCUGUGAGACGCUUCACCUGCAGCACCGCAGGCGGGACGUCAGUGUGACCAACGCACCGUGCUGCGCUCACUGUCCCCUCAGACAAACGGUACUUUUGUUGUCAGAGAAUCUGAUCGGUAACAUGAAGAAUGAAAUUCAAGCGGUGGGUCGGGCGCGCUGCCAUGUUGUAAAAAUUAGGAAACAAAAGCCAUAUCAUGACAUCCACGUGUUUUAAUGUUCAGGGUAACAAUCUUUGAUGUCAUCAUGACUUUUCCAACAUGGCGGCGUGUUCCUCUGAUAGCAAUUGAAACAUACGCCGCAUGUCACUAAAUCAUACAUCACUGUUAUUGUUCAUUCUGUCAAGACGUUCAAUUCUGGUGGUUUUACACGUUUUAUCUCAUCAACUACGAAUCUGAAAUACUCUCUAUCCCUGCUGAUUAUUUUUCAAAAACCUCAUCAAAUUUCGAUUUCCUUCUUUAUAAGAAGUCGCUGCUGUCAGUUCAACGCUAUGGAAAUCCAGAUAAUCCAUCACAGUCAGCUGUUAGAGUGAAACUCUCCACGUUUCUCACCUCUUAACUUAGGUAAUGUUGGCAAAAUGCUAACUAACUAGCUAACUAAUCUACAGCAUAGCCAGUGAUUAAUUGAGGAAGUGUUCCAGCUCGUAAAAUGAGUAAAGUGAGCAGUGGAAGUCUGGAGGGAAGAAGGAAACUGUCAGCGGUGAUAUGAAAUAUUGAUGACGCAUCGAUGAGCGGAUUGAAUCAGCAGAAGCAGAAUAUAUAUAUAUAUAUACUUUUUUUUUUUUUUUUUUUUUUUUUUAUGUUGAAUGUAUUUUUCGUGUUUAACUUGGAGGUAUUGCAGAUGGUUCAGUGUUAUGAUCGUCAUUAAUGAGUGAAUUUAUUCAGUCAUCAGUGAGUUUAAACUUUAUGAAGUGCAGUGAUUCAUAUUUCACGUCAUAUAUGAUGAAUAUGAAAUGUUAGAUUUUAACAUCUGAAGGUUUUUCAUCCCAAAAUCACGCUGAUGAAAUGUUAACGUUCAUCGUGUCACUGAGGAGAAACAAAAGUCAUUCAAGUAGUUUGUUUUUGGUUAAUGUCAUGACAAACUACAGACAUUAUUUUAGAUCUUGAUUAUGCUCUUAAGUUUUGUAAACACAAGUUUUUAAAAAUUGUUUCUGGGUGUCUGUUGGUUUUGUUGGUGUUUGUGAUGAAAAACUUCAUUUUGUUAGCGAGGAUCACGGAGUGAACAGACCUGAGUCAAACAGCUCAGAUGGGCAGAUGUGAGUGUGAUUUAACUCAAACAGUUAGAAGUUGGAUUCAAAAAGACACCUUUAUAGGGCGAAAAGAACAGAGUGAGACGACUUUUAAACUCUGAACAUUGAAAUUAAACUGAAGUGAAUUUGGGCCACGCCAGGAAAACAUCAAAAUGCCAAAAUUGUGAGAUUGAAGUCUGAAUUUGGAGGAAUCAGAUUGAUGAGAAUUAUAAACAAAAAGAACAAAAUUGUACGUCUCAAUUAAAGGUCCAUGCGUUCCUUUUAUUCAGUGGUAUAGGCCACGCCCAUUUCUGUCUGUACAUGUUUUUGCAGUUUUAUGCAAAAUAUGCAAAUAUACAAACUUCGACACACUAAAAAACGUUAUUUUAAUAGUUAGUUGUUAAAUAGUUAAAUGUUAGUUUUUGGUAACAAACAUUGAGCAAAAGAUUCUCCAGAUUAUGCAAACUUUUGUCUUUCAACCCCGUGAGUUCUCCAGAUCUGUAAAACCAAAUAUGAUGCAAAUGCACCAAUAGGUAGGACUGUAACACAAUUUUGUCUUUGGACCAACAUUUUUCAAAUUUUAGACACAUCUGUAAACAUUUAUUUGAAUAUUCAAAGUUCAUAUUUUAGCGUCAGAGCAACAAGAAAUCCAAAUGAAACUGCCAGUCCCAUUAUUGAAGCAGAUUUACUGAAUUUAGUGCAAAUCUCAGAUGGACAUUUGGAGGUGUGACGACACAAUUAGCUCGUAGCUAACUUUCAAAACUUUAAAAAAUAAACUGCCACUAGAUGGCAGCAUGGCCCCAUAAAAGAGUUCCAAAGAGCCUUUUUUAGUUUGGAGUUGUGUUGGCGUGAUUUUUUUUUUUUCCCGGUGAUUCAAAAAAACAACUGAAAGUCAAAUGUUGGAGUGAGACUUUAAUCUCAGACGUUUACCAUAAAGAAUACACAGGAGAGCGUCUCAAAGUCUCCACCCGCCUGAGCCACUUGUGCAAUUAAACAAACAGUAGCUGUCUGUGCUGUUUGAUCAGGUCCGUCAAUGAAAGGGAAUAUUCAGUCACUUGAGGCUUUUAUUUUGAAAUAAGUGUCAUCGUCAUGUACGUCAUGAUGUAAGCAGGAAAACAAUCUGAAGCUGGCUGAAAAAGAAGCUGCAUCACUAACAGUGAAGGAGGUCAGAGGUCAUGUCCACACAUCUCCUGACCUCCGUCUGAAUGUCAGUAACAGAAAAAGAGUUCUUUAUUUUUUUAGUGAAAUGUUGAUCUGUUGGUUUUGAAGUCGUCUGACAAAUCAUAUAAAAAUGCAACCUGAAGACUCUCUGAUUGUUAUAAGUCAUAUGGUGGCCUGUGAGGGACAAUUUAGUCAUCAGCACUUUAGUUUAAGGACACUACACCAACCACGUGAUGUUUUCUCGGUUGAGUCGUGCGCAGACUGACCUGAAAGAAAGUACGUUUGGUUGUCUUAAUGUGAAUGUUCGUGUCAGUAAAACAUUUCCAACAUGAUUUCAUUGUAAUUCUCCGUCUUAAACAAAAACACUAAAGAUUUACCUGCAAUAAGUGUAUCGACCAGGUGAGCUGUGUGCUUCCAGCUUCAGCAGUUUCUCUCUGCUUCACACACACACACACACACCAGCUGUACAAGUGUGUGUGUUUCCGAGUGUGUGAGCUCACCUGUGAACUGUACAGGUGUGUCCUGAAUGAAUGAGUUAACAUGUUGUUUUCUAACGGCAGUGAGUGAAUAAAAUCUGUUUUUCUUCUAA